AUGGACAGCUUUGGGUUUGGAAUAUUAGGAGGAAUAUUUUCCGCCAAUCAGCCUCAGAACGACGAGCCUGAACCCGCUCCAAAGGCUGAAAGCAAAUACGAGGUGGCGAACGACUACACCCCUCCCGACGUCUCCGAGAUUACUCAGCCCAUCUUUCAGAAACAGCAGAAGCAGAGCAACGUCGAGACUCUGAUGCCGGUCGUGGUCGGAAAGGUGCUGUCGAACAUAAACGACCCGAACCAGAAGCUGCGGAUCUUCAACACGCCCGUGUUCGGGAUGUGCCUGCUCGGGAGGGUGAAGAAGCUCGAAAAGUUCGCCUCCAUGUUCCAGUUUGACCUGGAGGACGCCACUGGCGCCAUCAAGGUGCACUUUUCCAACGUCGCCCUGGAGCUGGACGAGGACGACUACGUGCAGGUCGUCGGCUCCCUCGUCCUCCUCAGCCUCGACAACUUUUACGUCGACUCUCAGCACCUGAGCAACUUCGGCAAGUACUCCGAGCAGGUUGAGCAGCGCAUCCGGUACCACAACGUGCUCGUGGCCCAGGCCGCGUACAACCUGGACGUCGCCGAGAAGCUCAGGCUUCAGAACAAGCACACUGGCAGGGUGACUGACCUGCCCGGCCCCUCCACCUCCAGGAAGUUCGAGGAGCUGCAGCUUGGUCCCGAGUACUCGCACGUCACUGACGAGGUCGAGAUUCUUGUGCUGAAGUACCUCAAGUCUACUGCCGACGGGAUCUCUAAAAAGUCAUCGCUGUUCCAGUCACUUUCUCACUCUUACCAAGAAUCUGACGUUGAUGCUGCCAUUCAAUCUCUCAUUGAGCAGUCUGAGCUUGCUUCCGUCAAGGACCACGUCUGCCUAGCUAUAUAG
Molecule: messenger RNA, 867 nt
Organism: Theileria orientalis strain Shintoku
Lineage: Eukaryota; Apicomplexa; Aconoidasida; Piroplasmida; Theileriidae
Exons: 2
Coding region: 1-867 (288 amino acids)
Source: RefSeq, a predicted model, not a curated record